AUGGAAAAAUUUGUCGACGGAGACCACCCUUUCCAAUCAGCUGUAGAAAAUGCCAAAAACAAGGAACAAGGAGAAUUGAUAGCUAAGGAUCCAAAGCAUGGUGGAAAAGUAUGCGAAGGCAUAAACGAAUAUCUGGACUAUCUCGAAGAUAACUACAAUUGCGCCGACUACGAACACUACUUUGAUGAUAUUCAAGCUGAGUUUUGA
Messenger RNA from Oikopleura dioica, 207 nucleotides. The record is from the annotation of a GenBank genome assembly. Lineage: Eukaryota; Metazoa; Chordata; Appendicularia; Copelata; Oikopleuridae.